AGCAACCUGAUCCAUCAGUCUCUUUCCACUGCUCUCAGGAAGGAGCCCGUGCAACUGCUGAAAUGUGCAAGAUGUCUUUCAAGAAGGAAACACCGCUUGCCAAUGCUGCAUUCUGGGCUGCGAGGAAAGGAAACCUGGCGCUGCUUCAGCUGCUGUUAAACAGUGGACGGAUAGACGUGGACUGCAGAGACAGUACCGGUGCUACAGCGUUGAUGGUGGCUUCAUAUGCUGGCCAUUUUGACUGUGUGCGGGAGCUGGUGUUGCAGGGAGCUGAUAUUAAUAUCCAGCGCGAGUCUGGAUCUACUGCUCUGUUUUUUGCAGCUCAACAAGGUCACAAUGAUAUUGUGAGAUACCUUUUCGAGUUUGGAGCAUCAACUGAAUUUACUACUAAAGAUGGCGGUACAGCUUUACUCGCAGCCAGCCAGUAUGGUCAUACCCGAGUGGUUGAAACACUUCUGAAGAAUGGAGCCAACAUUCACGAGCAGCUAUAUGAUGGGGCGACCGCACUGUUUUUGGCUGCUCAAGGAGGUUACGUGGAUGUCGUUCGGCUGUUACUUAUCUCUGGAGCAAAAGUGAAUGAGCCCAGGCAGGAUGGGACAACACCGCUGUGGAUAGCAUCCCAAAUGGGACACAAUGAAUUAGUGAGGGUCCUGCUACUGAGAGGAGCUGAUCGUGAUGCUGCACGGAAUGAUGGCACCACACCAUUAUUUAAGGCUGCAUCUAAAGGGUUAUGUGAAGUUAUAGAAGAAUUACUUAAAUUCUCUCCGGGGCUUGGCAUCUUAAAAAAUGGAUCAACUGCUCUACAUGCUGCAGUCCUCUGUGGAAAUGUCAGAUCAGUGGCCCUUCUUUUAGAAGCAGGGGCAAACCCUAUGCUAAAAAAUAAGGCUAAUGAAUUACCAACAGAUCUUUCAAAAAAUGACAGAAUAUUACGUCUUCUGGGGCCAACAGAAACAAUGAAGAAAAGUUAACAAAUCCACCUUUUGCUGGUUGAUGCCAUGGUGUUUUUUUUGCUCUGGGACAUAUAUUUUGCCCUGCUAUAAUGCUGCAAGUCUGAUAUCCAGCUGGCUCAACGCAUUGGGAUUCAUGCUAAAUAUAUUCAGUUGAAACAUUUUCAACUGGAUUGAUACCUGGAAUGAGUCCUUUCGCUGAGGCAUACCCACAUUGUAUUUAUUGUAAAGUACAGCCUGGUGAUUAGCAUGGCACUGCUCCUCUCAUGGAAAUAUGAGGGAAAGAGCUGAAACUGAUAGAGGGUAACUAUAUUCAGGGAGAAACCAAAAUAAACAUACUCUUUUCUGCUAUAAAUUGGGGAAUUUGCCUCACACAUUUGGGAACACUGGCACUGUUUUAUAUUGUGGUGGAAUUCAAGCAAUAAUUUCUUCUAACUAAGUAGUCUGAUCUUGCCUUCCCCUAUUUCCACUCAAAAAAUUUGUGAUGUACUGACACUAACUGUACAAUUAUAAAUUAAAGAUAAAUUGAGCUUUUAUACAUGGCAAAAAGGCAAGGAAGCAAAUGGUUCCAGUGUCUGGGACUGGGGGGGGCCCGGGGCCCACCAGGGCUGCUGCCUCAGGGGCCCCCUGCCCCAGCCGCAAAGCCUCCUCCAACCCCCAUACCUAAGCACAUAUCUGCAAUGGGGGACCGGUAGGGAUGUCGGGAGUAGUGGCAAUGGCUUCAUGCAGGGAGAGAGUCUGGCACAGUGAAGUCCAUGAGUAUCAGAGCCCACCAGGUUUUUUCCCAGGGUCCCGUCUGUCCAGUCCAACCCUGAAUGGUUCCACAGUAUUUCAAUGCCACAAAAUCCUUGGGGAAUAAAAUCACUAUCUAUUAUAACCAAAAACCCAGAACAUGAUAUUUUAGAAUAUAAUGUAUCAAUUGCUCAAUGCAAUGUAGUUUAGGGCAUGAUGGGAUAUUUUAUCACAGUAAUUAAUAACCAGAGGAAGGUCACUGUAACUAUUCACUUGCAUCCUGUGAUCCCAGACACCCAAGUAAAUAGGAGACAAUAGUAAACGUGUUUGGGGAGGCAUAUAAUCACACACGAGUUCUGUGAUGGUAACUGUAGAAAUUGAAAUCCCUCUGAUUUCCAUGGUGAAUGGGGCAUGGGUUGUCUGGAUAGCUGUAGAAAUUUAAGAACAAGAAUUUUUCACUUUAAAAUGGAACAGGGCAAGGAGGUAUUACAGUAUUUUUCCGUGCAACCCCACCCCAACUAUUGUGUUGAGGCAAACCUCAGAUCUAACAUGUUACCCACUGAGGCAGGAUCCAUCUGCAUUGGUCACACAAGGACGCAGAACUUUCCCUUGUAAUCCAAGUGCUGUGUAAAGGAGGAAUUUAUUUAAUAUUGUUUGGGAGGAUAGCAGCUUUUAAAUAUAAUGACUUUGCAUUGGUUAAGAAUGGUCACCAAUAUGCUUUAGACGUCCUCUUUAAUUGGUUUGUGGCUUCCUAGCAUGUAUUAUUAGUAACCAGUUCAGGUUUACGCUAUGCAAGAAUUAUAAUAACUAUGGCUUUACCACAAUACAGCAGUACUCAGAAUGUAUAUUUAGUCACUGCUUGCAUCAAAAACGGUGCAGUAUACAGUAUUAGGUGCAGAAUAUUAAGAAUAUUCCCUCCUCUCCUGUGGAGUCUCAUUACUGUUUUAAUAUAAUGAGCAUUUUUUGCUUGUUGGGUUUCAGUAUUUAAAGAUCUCUUUGUGGAGUUACAGUUGACACAUAUGUCCUAAAAUUCCCACACUCAUAUUCUGUUUAAUAUAAUAGAAUAAAGAUUUUUUUAAACCUU
This is a messenger RNA of Xenopus laevis (African clawed frog), 2763 nucleotides long. RefSeq names its product ankyrin repeat domain 29 L homeolog (gene ankrd29.L). NCBI's taxonomy places the organism in Eukaryota, Metazoa, Chordata, Amphibia, Anura, Pipidae. The transcript has 10 exons. Bases 63 to 968 code for a protein of 301 amino acids. The record is from RefSeq and is a predicted model, not a curated record.